This is a messenger RNA of Lampris incognitus (smalleye Pacific opah), 2125 nucleotides long. RefSeq names its product CKLF-like MARVEL transmembrane domain containing 6 (gene cmtm6). The record is from RefSeq and is a predicted model, not a curated record. Gene Ontology annotation, cellular component: membrane. NCBI's taxonomy places the organism in Eukaryota, Metazoa, Chordata, Actinopteri, Lampriformes, Lampridae. The coding region runs from base 109 to 672 and encodes 187 amino acids. The transcript is spliced from 5 exons.
CACAAGUUGGGUAAUGCGGAAGCGGAGCGCUUCAGUCGGAUUGAGACUACACCAAAAAACCCGUCCGUAAGAGAAGAAAGGAAAGGUUCGGGCCGCAGGUGAAUCGUCAUGGCCUCUCCAGAAGUGUACAGCUCCACCACGACGUCUGCGCCCAAGCAGAGCGGCUGCUUCGACGUCCCCAACAAACUGCUGGACCUGAAGAGGUUCGCCGUGAAAGUCGCGGAAGUGUUGCUUUCUUUGGUAGCCUUCAUCUUAGAGGAAGUGGUCACCACCUGCAUCAGCUGCCAUGCCCUCUACUUCUUUGAGUUUGUCAUCUGCACAGCCUUCUUCUUCACCAUGCUCCUCCUCAUCCUCAUCUCCACCAAGCUCCGCAAAAAAGUUGGAAUCGGCUACUGGUCCCAACUGGAUUUUGUCUAUACGGCAGUGAUCGCUGUCCUACUCUUUCUUGCCUCCGUCAUUUUUGCCAGCAGCAACGUCAGAAGCUCUGUGGAAUGGGCCGCUGUGAGUUUUGGGUUCUUGUCCUUCAUUGCGUUUGCUGCGGAUGUCAUCUUGUUUUAUAUGACCAACGGGAACCCCUGGAAGGUGCAUGCCAAUGUGCCGGCCAACAACACUGAAAGUCAAGUCACACAGGAGACCGAGAGACUCAACGUGGUCUCCAGCGGAGCAGAAUGAGUUCUGUCUGAGUACACACACACAUGCACACAGCAUAAUUCAUCCAGGAGUCAAAGAAUAUUGAGAGGACAGAGCCGCUUUAACAUUUAUGAAUCCAUCCUAGUGGUGAUUAUUUUAAAUACUUUCGCUAGUUUCACUGAAGCCUAACCGACAGAGAGGGCUUACACUACCCUAUCCUUCCCAUGCUGUUGUCUUUGUCUUGUGAUGUUAAUGUUGUUAGACAUGUUCUGACAAUAUUAAAACCCGUCAGCAGCCUUUUUACCCGUCCUGCCAAAACGUUCCCAUGAUCCUUGGCUGAUUCCAAGAGCCUGCUGAUGUAUGCGAUGAGGAGCCUCCAGGCUUGAGCUAAAGCCAGUAGAGACUUUUUUAUUAUUAUUAUUUAUUUCUGAUUUUUCCCUUUUUCUCCCAAUUUAGUGGCCAAUUCCUCCCUGUUCUAGUUCAAACACCCACCCUCGUACUGCAUGCGUUCGCCAUCUGCAUCUCUCCGGCCGGCAGUCUCGAAGGAGACGCCUCGCCACCUCCGUGACAAGGUGAAUCCAGGCCGAACCACUGCUUGUUCCAACACACACAGAGAUGCAUUCAUGUGACGAACACAAGCCGACUCCACCCCCCUCCCGAAGAAAGUGUUGCCAAUUAUUGCUGCUUCACGAAAUCCGGCCAUAGUCGAAUCUGGCGAGACCGAGGCGCAAACCCCGGUCCCCAGUGGGCAACUGCAUCGACACAAAGCCAAUGCUUAGACCACUACACCACCGCAGACCUAGAGACUCAUUCUGACAAAGCUUUGAUUGAUUAGCCAUGGUUUUUGAUCAAGUGAGAUCUGCAUUGAUGUAGUUUUCCAGAAACCCCUCUCUGUUGGCAUUUUGCCUUUUGCUCCGUGGUGGUGGCCUUGGUUGUGGUGUGUAGUGGAUCUUCUAUGAAAAUGACUCCCUCACUCCCUAAAUGGAGCUUUUCCACUGUGAUGCCAACAUUCCCUUUAAAAAAAACAAAAAACAUUUUGACUAUAAAAAAGGGCUCUUUUUUUUCUUUGUAAUUUGCAUGUUCUCCACGAGUCUGUUUGGAAACAUUUAAAAAAAAAAAAUUUGACUCAUUGUUGUUUUGACCACUUCAUGGUUUGCAAAGCAACAUAUUUAGUUGUGUGCUGUUGUUUGUAAAAUGUCAGCUCAUGUCUGUAUUUUCAAACCUAAAGUUAUUUGAUAAUCUCUGGCAUAUUCGUCACUAUUUUAAGCCUUGAUGAGUUUCUGAAGGACGUGGCAGUUUAUGUAGAACUAAGCUGAAGAAAUAAGGGGAUAUUUUGCUGUCGAGGUGAACUUUUUAUUCCUAUGAUUACAUGAAGAAGAGUUUUGUUGAGUUUAUUGAUAUGGUUUUAGAUAAGACUGUGAUGUGCUGCAUCGUUCUUAUGUUGAAAUACUUACACUACCGUUCAAAAGUUUGGGAUCACCCAAACAAUUUUGUG